Messenger RNA from Durusdinium trenchii, 240 nucleotides. Lineage: Eukaryota; Dinophyceae; Suessiales; Symbiodiniaceae. The record is from the annotation of a GenBank genome assembly.
AUGUCCCGCGUAGUGAGAACUUGGAUUGGGCAGCUUUGGCAACAAGAAAAGCCUUUCGAGGCGAUCAAUUGGCAGAUUGGAGAAGGAGAACAGAGAGUUGUAAAGGCCGCAAGCAGAGAUGCUGACAAGGCAGACGCCUCGCCCACAGAUGUGAGGGCAGCGGUGAGAGAGGAGAUCAGGGAACCCAAGCAGAGGCGGAUGAACGUCUCCGCAAGGCGGACAAGACGAUCCAAGCCUUAA